UCUCUCUCUGUCUCUCUCAUUCUCUCUUGCUCCCUAUUUCUGUUGAAUGUGGUGAAGUCAUAUUUCAGACAAGGGUGUUUGCUCUAUUUAUGUUGGCAGUCUUGAACAGUGAAAUCUGCACUGUGUUGUAAGAAAGAACGCGAAGAAAAGGGAGGAUACAACAUCUGAAGCCCAGACUCACCUGUAUUCACCUGAAAGUAACAUAACAAAGAUCAGCAUGUCAAACCAAGCCGCUGGCUAUGGUUUCAGCCGCGAGGUGCAGAGUAAGAUUGAUAAGAAAUACGACCCAGAGUUGGAGGAAAAGCUGGUGGAGUGGAUCAAGGCUCAGUGUGGCCCUGGCGUCGGCCAGCCGGAGCCGGGCAAGGCCGGCUUCCAAACCUGGCUCAAGGAUGGAUGUGUGCUGUCAGAGCACAUCAACAGCCUGUAUUUAAGCAGCAAGCCAAUCAGAAGCAUUAAGAGCUCUGGCAUGGCGUUUAAGCAGAUGGAGCAGAUAUCCCUGUUCCUGAAAGCAGCAGAAAGCUAUGGAGUCACCAAAAGCGACUUGUUUCAGACUGUGGACCUGUUUGAAGGCAAAGACUUGGCUGCUGUCCAGAGGACCCUGUUGGCUGUGGGUAACUUGGCUGUCACAAAGGAUGAUGGCACUUACAAAGGAGACCCCACCUGGUUCAAUAAGAAAGCUCAGGAGAACAGAAGAGAGUUCUCAGAGGAGCAGCUGAACCAAGGCAAAAGUGUCAUCAGUCUGCAAAUGGGCACAAACACAGGAGCAUCUCAAGCUGGAAUGACCGGGUAUGGUCAAUCGCGACAGAUCUUCAACCCCUGAAUACGGGAAGAGCUUUAACCCUCGUCCUCCUCUGUGACCCGCUGAGGAGACAGAGAAAGCUUACCGAAAUGAGAAAUGCUACCUGACUGUUUCAUGACAAAACUGGACCAAAACAGGGACCAACAAAUGUGCACAUAUACAACACACACUCAUAUAAAUAGAUAUCUGUGACAUUUACACAUUAGGCAGAGCAUUUUUACAGACAGUAGGACAUUGUAAAUACUAUUCUUAAAAAAACAUUCCAUAGGUUAUGCAUGUUUGCUUUCCAUGACUGCGAUCAUGCAAGAACUUUAGAUUGAUUUCUUGUUUAUCACUCAUCCAGAGAUUUCACUUCAGUAUAAGAUUCAACUUGCAGAGACUUGUAACCCACUUGAGAGAAGCAAUCCAUCAGCUUUUGCUCAGACUCUAAGUUCAACAGAUACAUAAUUGCAGCAUGUCAUGCAAUUAUCAACUCUGCUCAUUGGUGCAUUCAAGGACUCUCCUACUUAUUAAUGGAUGAAACAAACAAAUCCAUUAUUAAAUCUGAUGGGUUACUUUUCUCAAAGUUUCAUGUCUCAUUUGUUUUGAUUUGUGAUAAAUUGUAAAAGUGGUAGCUGGUAAAGUUAAGCACAAACUUUGAUGUGAAUACAUCACAGCAAUCAAGUACACUGGUUUAGUUGAGUGUAUGUUAGUUUAUAACAAAUAGCCUGGUUGAAGAAAAAGAAAAGGACACAUACAUCAUGAGAGUUUGAUUUGCUCCAUAACAAAUUUUGCAGCUCUUAGUAAAGUAAUCUUGAUUCUAUUGUUGGACCUUAUUUUUAGACUUUAAUCCAUCACUUAUAAUGAGGAUGAUUGUGAAAUAAAAUUUGAUUUUCCUGUGAA
This is a messenger RNA of Notolabrus celidotus (New Zealand spotty), 1681 nucleotides long. Its product is annotated as transgelin-like. Lineage: Eukaryota; Metazoa; Chordata; Actinopteri; Labriformes; Labridae. Bases 218 to 820 code for a protein of 200 amino acids. The transcript has 5 exons. Gene Ontology annotation, molecular function: protein binding. The record is from RefSeq and is a predicted model, not a curated record.